ACUCGCAAUUCGACCCCAAUGAGCCGCCCAAAUCUCUCUCUAGGGCACAAAAAUCCCUUCGAUGGCAGCGAGCUGAGCAUCGCACGACGGCUAAAAUUCUCCGGCCAUCGGAGGUAGAAGCUUCUACGACGAAGAUGAGCGCUUCUUCGGAAACUGAUGAUGAUCUUCCACCAUCACAUCAGAAUAGGGGUGCAAGAGGAGGGCCCAUCCUUGGGAAUGGAAGAUCUGCUACUGGUGCUCCUCCAUAUUCCAGGGGGCAACAUGAUAUGGAGACCCAAAUACAUUUACUUGAACAAGAAGCCUAUUGUUCAGUUCUUCGGGCAUUUAAGGCACAAUCCGAUGCCAUUACUUGGGAGAAGGAAGGUCUAAUAACAGAACUUAGGAAAGAGCUGAGAGUAUCUGAUGAGGAACACAGAGAACUGUUGAGCAGAGUUAAUGCAGAUGACAUCAUAAGGAGAAUAAGGGAGUGGCGGCAGGCAGGUGCUGCUCAAUCUGGAUUGCUCAGUAACACUCCACCUGCUCAUGAAUCGUUACCUAGCCCCACUUUCUCAGCUUCUCGAAAGAAGCAAAAGACAUUGCAGUCUUUGGGAGCGCCUUCCCCUGUGAUGCACCUACAACCAGUUACUGCACCAUCAUCUCCUGCAGUGAUAAGAGGAGCUCCAUUAGGGUCCAAGGCUAAGAAGCCUAAAGCUGGUCAUACAUUGACAGGUAUAUCAGCAGUGAAGAUCUUGCAAAUCCCUUCUAUUGGUCCGAGUGGAAAGGGCCAGGUCACAAGCAGGAGUCCUUCUGGUGCAAUUGCUGCUACGCUACCUGCUGCAGGCACAGCAUACAAUCCACUUAUCGGAAGGAAAGUAUGGACAAGAUGGCCAGAAGAUAAUAGCUUCUAUGAGGCUGUUAUUACUGACUACAAUGCACGUGACGGUCUGCAUGCUCUUGUUUAUGAUAUCAACACAAAGAACGAGACAUGGGAAUGUGUCAAUCUUAAAGAGAUUUCUCCUGAAGACAUCCGAUGGGAUGCUGAAGAUCCUGGUAUAUCUGGACGACCAGGUCAUGGAAUGAAGAGGCCUAUGGGCCAAAAUCGUGCCUUUCCUGGUGCAGGAAGGGGAAGAGGUUCCCUGAAGAAUCAUUCCAAUAAAGAUUUUGGUCCAAGAAUGAAUGGCAUUGGAAAGAAGCAUUCUGAUGAUAUUGAGAUACUUCACACAGAAACUCUUAUAAAGGAGGUGGAGAGGGUAAUUGCUGCCGGUUAUCCUGAUCCUCUUCAUAUUGAGAAUGCAAAGAAAACACUCAGAGAGCACGAGCAGUCACUUAUUGAUGCGAUCGCGAGGCUUACUGAUGCAUCUGAUGGUGAAAGUGAAGACAAUGAUGGUGCUCAGGAACAUAGGCAAUGGAACCCACCCAGGGUUAACUAUGAAGAGCAAAUGAUUGCUGGUGGUUAUUAGCAUGAAGUUGGUUUGCUGCGAAAUAACAUCAAGCAUCGAACCUAAGAGCUUUUGGAUAAGCUAAUAGUUCUUUUUAGUGUACUUUAGCUCAGAUUAGCCUGUUCAGAAUGUUGGAGGGUUUCUGGACCAGCACUCCAGUCCCCUUCAACAUGCGCGUGUAAAAGAAAGUGAACUUGUGUAAAAUUAUGUUGGAGUGGCUCCCCCUCUUAUGUUUCGCCUAGACGGCGGAGUUGCUAUGGAGCACAUCUGUGAAAUUUUUGCAAGGAUGCAUUUUGACACAAUAUAUGGCAAAUAUCGCAUUUCUGUUCCUUGUAGAAAUGCGACAAUGUUAAGUCUGUAAAGAACCCUGUACAUGGAUUUUGGACUUUGUUUUUAAUUGCGGAAACUACAGGGGAUCUAUCCACAACCAACCCUUGUUUUUUCUCUUGGAAACUGAA
Messenger RNA from Asparagus officinalis (garden asparagus), 1876 nucleotides. Its product is annotated as protein EMSY-LIKE 3-like. NCBI's taxonomy places the organism in Eukaryota, Viridiplantae, Streptophyta, Magnoliopsida, Asparagales, Asparagaceae. The coding region runs from base 135 to 1439 and encodes 434 amino acids. Gene Ontology annotation, cellular component: nucleus. Gene Ontology annotation, biological process: defense response to fungus. The transcript is spliced from 10 exons. The record is from RefSeq and is a predicted model, not a curated record.